AUGGCCGAAGAACCUGAAGAAGAGGAAAAUGUUACUGGACAAGACGGCUUCGAACUUGCCAGUGUAUUCAGUUUUUCUUUGAAUCAGCGCAUUAUUCCGUACUGCGCGACAUCUGCUAGGAUUGAGUCUGAUAGUAAAGAAACUCUGGUUGCUGUCAGUGCUUCUAACAAAGUUAUUCUAAGAAAUAACGAGAGCACUCUGCACAUUCCGGACAAGAUAAAAUGCAUCACUACUGCUCCUUUCGGUACUGGUUACGAUUAUAUCGUAGUUGGUACAGAAAGUCAAGUGCUAGUCUAUGAUUUCUGCAAAAAUUCCACCAUUUUCCGUCGAGAUGUUCCUGAUGGAGUGCAUUGUUUUACCGUCGGCAAACUGGGCGAAUUAGACCGCAUGAUUCUAUGUGGUGGAAAUUGUGCGAUUUGGGGAUUCGACGAGACUGGCCGAGACAUUUACUGGACUGUUACAGGGGAUUCGGUAACAACGAUGUGCCUUUGCGACUUCGAUGGUGACGGUGAAAUGGAGCUGAUCAUUGGGUCACCGGACAGUGAACUGCGCAUUUUCAAAAAUGAUCUGAUGAGGGCUGAACUCUUAGAAACGGAUGCUGUCAUAGUUCUCCAGGGUUUCGACAAAAAUCGCUUUGGAUAUGCACUGGCCAAUGGAACUGUUGGGAUGUACCAAAAGGAUCAAAGACUUUGGCGUAUCAAAUCGAAAAGCGUUAUCACUGCCAUUCUACCAUAUCCCAAUGAGGACACAGUCACAUGCGUCUGGAAUUCAGGGAAGAUCGAUGUUCGUUCCAUAAGCGAAAAUGGUGAGGUUGUUUGCCGAAACUCUUCUCUCACUGGACAAACCGUAAUCGCUGGUUUUACAUCGAAGAUGAACGACGAGAAAGAAGGAGAAUUUACCGUAGUUACGUCCGACGGAAAAGUGUACGGUUUCAACAAUUCUAAAGCAAAGGAGAUGGUGGAUAAGACGCAAGAGACUUUGCAUUUAUUUGGUCAGAAGAAGCACAAUUUAUUGAUUGAGCUUAGUAAUUUCGAGCAAGAAGAACAACUAAGUGAAGCUGAUAAAGAAAAAGAUUUCCGCAUCCCGAUUGGAACCACCGUGGAGUGCAAACUUUUUGUGUCGAAGAGCGAUCGAACCCUCUACCUUGUUCUGGAGGCCUCACACUCGGUAUGUAUACGUGGAGUCAUAGCAUUCGCCGAGGGACUGUUCGAGGGUGAAUCGUACAUCUGGAUUCCAAAGUUGAUCGAAGGGGCUGGCGAUCGAGUUCAAAUUCCCAUUGUCACAGAAAAGGAUAUGGCCAACGAGAUUCAUAUACGCACCUUUCUUGGGCCGCAGGAAUCGAAUAAACUGAGUGUCUUCGAAACAGCUCUAUCAAUUCCACGUUUUGCUCGAUUUUGUGUACUACAAACAGAGGACGCUUUUACAAUGCCAAAGUCUUAUGUGGAGACAACCUUCAAGAUACGAAAUCAGCGGAUCCUCGACUGGGUGAUGGACACCUUUUUGAUUGAUAUCGACUAUCCCAUCGAUCCAGAAGAAGAUAUGAUGGAAAUUCGAUUUCUUGGGCUGGCAUCAAAACGAGACCAACAGCUGUGCAUCAAGCAUUAUCAAUCUGAUGGCAAGACUUUAAUCUAUCACGAAUGUCUGGAAACUGUAGGGAACAUCAUACAAUCGCUGUGUGACUAUUUCGUGGUUGACAACCUGGAGUCCCAUGCAGAGUUCCCUGAGAAGUUCGCCGAAGUGGAAGAGAUUUGCAACGAGCUCGAUUCCAUGUAUGAUGUCCGCGACCGUUUGACUACCGAUUUAUCAGAGAAGCAAGCUUUGCUCAUGGAAGUUGUGGUCAGAGCAGAAGAUGCCAUAGUCAUCGAUGAUCUAGAUCUGGUCAGGAAAUACUACACACGCCUUCGUCAUCUGGAUCGUAGUGUUCGACAGGCAUUCCAUUUGCGAGCAAAUAAUCAUGAAAGAUUCGUUCAGUCAUUGAGAAGACUUCACAAAAUCAUAGAGCAAGCAGCUAAACUCAGAUGUGGGGAACCAAGUCGCAAGAUAGUUUCUGCUUGUCGUGAAGCAAUCGCCGACGACAAUAAGAGCAUUUUAGCGAAAUACUUGAAGUUUGGUGUUUGAAUGAAUGUCUAUAUCUGUAAGUCUAGG
Molecule: messenger RNA, 2145 nt
Organism: Cylicocyclus nassatus
Lineage: Eukaryota; Metazoa; Nematoda; Chromadorea; Rhabditida; Strongylidae
Source: the annotation of a GenBank genome assembly